AUGGCAUCGCAGUUUGCAAGAACGACUCCAACCGGUCAUUAUCUGGAAGAGUGGCCAGCGCUACCUGUGUUCCAGGAAGCAAAGACGGUCCAUGUUGACAUCAGUGGGUGGAUGCAGCGUCGGUGUCCCCCCGAGCUCAAGGAGAUCUCUAUUAACGUACCGGAUGUUGUCGUGAGCGUCGUCAGGGAAUCUGCCCGUAAUGAGCGCUUCCUGAAGCGUGCAGGAGACCUUGGCAUCAACCCAUCCAUAGGCCCUCGGUCGUUAAUAGAGGAAUGCGUGAGCUGUUGCAAUGAAAUGUCUGUAGACCAACUGAUACGUCUUCGAUGCCAGCAUAAAUACUGUAGCUUGUGCCUCAGCAAGCUGGCGCGUAUGGCCAUGAAUGGCGAAUAUUCUUACCCUCCCCGUUGCUGUUCUCUGGAUAUCCCCCUGGAGAAGAUCCUCCCAACCCUCUCCUGGGAGGAGGCGCAGCGUUACCUGAGGAAGAUACAGGAGUAUUCCACACCACCCGCUGACCGCUGGUACUGUCCCUCCACAGAGUGCAGUGUGUGGAUCUCGCCAGAGAACUUGAGAGCCCGGGCCAAAUCGCAAAAAUGCCCGCGCUGCCAGAUGUUGAUCUGCUCGAAAUGUCGCAGCAAGUUUCACGGCUGGGGGGAUUGCGUCUCCGACGAGGAAGUCCUGGAGGAAGCACGGCUCCGAAAAUGGCAGAGAUGUUAUCAUUGCGGCGCGAUGGUUGAGUUGUCAGACGGAUGCUACCAUAUGGUAUGUAGAUGCAAGGCGGAAUUUUGCUACAAGUGUGGCAGACCGUGGGACAGAAAGAGACCCUGUCCGUGUGCUCCCGAUCAACUGCCAUUUGCCGAGGACAGUCCUACUGCCGGUUACAUACUCGCUACACUGGAAUAUGCAGAGGGGACUGCAGAGUGGGAAGCAAGUGAAGAUCAACGACAGCCCUCAUCAGAAGUCAUGCAUUCCCAAGAAACCGAGGAGUCUUGUGCCCCAGACCCUCACCGGAUUCUCUUAAUCGAUGGGCUCGUCAGGAACCUGCAGGCCCAUCUUUCUGAGGUCAACAGGCUGCAACAGCUCAGCCUAAUCAACCGGCAAAAGGAGCAGGUGCUGAAGUUCCUUUCUUCUCAGCAGCAGUCUCACCACGGGGCAAGUUCGUUCAUUGGAAAGCUGCAGAGGUGCCUUGAACCAUGCAUCCGACAACGAACGUCAGCCCAUGGAACAUCGCGAUUCGAGCAUACGAGGAUGAAAUUUCCAUUUCUGUCCGGGAAGGAAGAUGUGAGGGUGAUAAAGUCGGCCCAACGAUGCCUCGUGCAAGAGCUUGUUUAUGAUCGAAUGUGGUUUGACCAGGUUGUUGCAGAGAGAGAGAAUAUGCUGAAAAGAUACCGGCUCGGACUUAUCAAUAGUGGGAGUGAUGUGGAGGAAAUCAGCUUCAUCCAUGGCCAGGAUGGCAUUCAUGAGAUGUAG
Messenger RNA from Monascus purpureus, 1467 nucleotides. The record is from the annotation of a GenBank genome assembly. NCBI's taxonomy places the organism in Eukaryota, Fungi, Ascomycota, Eurotiomycetes, Eurotiales, Aspergillaceae.